Molecule: messenger RNA, 1398 nt
Organism: Ogataea polymorpha
Lineage: Eukaryota; Fungi; Ascomycota; Pichiomycetes; Pichiales; Pichiaceae
Exons: 2
Coding region: 1-576 (191 amino acids)
Biological process (GO): microtubule-based process; tubulin complex assembly; protein folding
Cellular component (GO): cytoplasm; prefoldin complex
Molecular function (GO): tubulin binding
Source: RefSeq, a predicted model, not a curated record
AUGGACCGCUUAAAAACCAACGAGACCAAUCCGCGCGGGAUUCCGCAGGCCAAGUUCAUCGAGAAGAUCGAGGACUUCAUUGACCCUAAAACAUGCACCGACGACGACGUCUCGGUGUUUUUAAAAGAGCUACAGGUCAGACUCCAGCAGUACCAGUUCAUGGAGGAGAGCAAGCGCAACACGCUCAACAAUCUCAACACAAAGAUCCCAGACAUAAAGAAAACGCUAGACAUGUGCAGGUUUCUCAAAAGUCGCAAGGAGCACGACGAAGAGACCAUUGACGUAAACUACGAGCUCAACGACACCGUCUACUCUACAGCCGAAAUCAACGUGAAAGAGCUGGAUUCUGUUUCGCUGUGGCUCGGAGCAGAUAUCAUGAUGGAGUAUCCUAUUGACGAGGCUAUUGAAAUGCUGGAAAAACGGCUUCAGGCCGCGCUCGAUAACAAGGCCGUCACCAUGGAAGACCUGGAGUAUUUGCGCUCAAACAUCACCACAAUGGAGGUCAACACGGCACGGGUAUACAACUGGGACGUGCAGCGGCGCAAGGCUCUGAAGGCGGCGGAAACUACCUCCUGAACGUGUCGAGGAUCUGUGCGCCGAGCGUUCGCACUGGCGUGUCUUCUCUGUCGUCGGACAACUCAAGCGAGUAUUCGUCUUCUGUACGGUCUGUGUUGUUGACCAGGUCUCGGAUGCGGCUAUCGAGCGGGCGGUGCUGGGCUUUGGAGGCGAGUUUGGUGUAUACGAGCUCCAGGACUUUCAAUCUGGAAUUGAGGCCUGGCAGGAACCCGUUGAAGAGAAGCGACCCGAUAAAAUAACCGACAAAGCUGGGAAUCACCGAAUUAAUAAGGCCCUCGCUUAGGAGCAACUGCAGAGCCACCAGCGACGUGAGGAAGUCAUUAGUGAACACCAGCUUGAAGUCCUCGUUCGACUCGCGCAGCUUGAUCAGGCCCCCGAAAUUCAGCUCAAACUUGUAUAGCACAGGAGUAAACUUCCAAUGAGCAUAUAGUAGGCCGAAUAGGAUACCAAACGGGCCGGCAGGCACAAAUAAGUUGAUGCCGAUAAAGGUGUAGAGUGUCCAUGUGAAAACUGCAAUGGCCGCAAUGUUGUACAUGUAGAGAAAUAGGACGAUUCUUAGGAACUUCAGACUCCCGAAAACCCGCUCCAAGUUCUUCAAACUGAGAACCAUCAAGGUGACACACAAAAUGACCUGCGACUCGUUCUGGAACUGCAUUUGGAACAGGGCAAACCGCCAGUAUUGGCGCCAUUUGCUGAUAAACGGGUCGUAGCUCAGCACAAACAGGGGUUUCCACUCAAAGAUCGACACGACAAGCGGAACGGCAAUGAACACCGACGUCAACGCCGAGCUGAUCGGCAGAUGGACAAACCCUGUGGGGAGCG